This is a messenger RNA of Arvicanthis niloticus (Nile rat), 1634 nucleotides long. RefSeq names its product ADP-ribosyltransferase 5 (gene Art5). Lineage: Eukaryota; Metazoa; Chordata; Mammalia; Rodentia; Muridae. Gene Ontology annotation, molecular function: NAD+-protein-arginine ADP-ribosyltransferase activity; NAD+ poly-ADP-ribosyltransferase activity. The record is from RefSeq and is a predicted model, not a curated record.
CUUCGUGGGGUGGUCUGAGGGCCCUGGCCCGGUCUGGGGCCACCGGAGAAGAGGCUAAGUCUCACAAGUCCCUCCCCCAACCUUGACCUAGCCCAGAUCUUACAGAAAGAACCUAUCAUCCAAACGAAGGAGAGUCUCGCCCCUCAACCACCCAAGGACUCUGCCAGUUCAGCUCCCACGCCCCUGUCUGUUGUUGGGGAAGAUAGGUGUCGGGUUACCAGUCCAGGGGCUAUAGUUAGCCCCGGGGACUUUGUUCAGCUGUCUGUCCCGGAUCCGCGCGCAGCGCCGGCACUUCAGUUCCCUUCAGCUCCUGUCUGCAGCAAAGGACCAUAGCCCCGGGCUGCUCUCUGCCUCUAGCUCCACCAGGCUGAAGAAGGAAGGUCCUGGAGCCCAUCCAAACCAGCACCCCCCUCCACUGGCUUCAUCAUCAUCAUCAUCAGGAUUCUGUCUUCUUGGGACUCCUCUGAGGAUGAUUCUGGAGGAUCUGCUAAUGGUCCUCGGCUGCCUUGGCUUGCACACUCUCUGGAAGGUCCACGCUGUUCCUAUCCUGCCCCUGAGCCUGGUUCCAGAUACCUUUGAUGAUGCCUAUGUAGGCUGCUCUGAAGAGAUGGAGAAGAAAGCAGGCCUGCUGCUAAAGGAAGAGAUGGCACGCCAUGCCCUGCUACGGGAAUCCUGGGAAGCAGCGCAAGAGGCCUGGGCACACAGGCGUCACAAACUUGCUCUGCCUCCUGGCUUCAAAGCUCAGCACGGAGUAGCUAUUAUGGUCUACACCAACUCAUCCAACACCUUGUAUUGGGAGCUGAACCAGGCUGUGCGGACAGGAGGUGGCUCUCGGGAACUCUACAUGAGGCACUUCCCCUUCAAGGCCCUGCAUUUCUACUUGACCCGGGCCCUGCAGCUGCUGCGGGGCACUGGAGGGUGCAGUAGGGAAGCUGGGGAGGUGGUGUUCCGAGGUGUGGGCAGCCUUCACUUUGAACCCAAGAGGCUUGGGGACUCUGUCCGAUUAGGACAGUUUGCCUCCAGCUCUGUGGAUGAAAGAGUGGCUCGCAGGUUUGGUAAUGCCACCUUCUUCAAUCUAAGGACUUGUUUCGGGGCUCCUAUCCAGGCUUUGUCUGUCUUCCCUGAGGAGCGUGAGGUGCUGAUACCCCCACAUGAAGUCUUCUUGGUCACUGGGUUCUCCCAGGAUGGAGCCCAGAGCAUAGUGACUCUCUGGAGUUAUAAUCAGACCUGCAGCCACUUUAACUGCGCCUAUUUGGGUGGGGAGAAGAGGCGUGCCUGUGUGUCUUCAAGAGCAGUAGGGCAGCCAGAGUCAUCCUCCACAGAGGCUUUGGCUCUGCAAUCAGGGAAGACGCUGCUCUUGGCCCCAGGGGAGUUGCAGCUCUCCAGAGCUGGACCCUGAAAGCCUCUUAGGAAUCUUGGGAACUGAUGACCUUACUAUGAAGAAGGGGCUUUGAAUGGCCUCAGGAAGUGGGAGUUUGGCUCUGGUUCCAGUCCUAGGGGCCACCUCUCCAACCAGAGUUGGAGACCUGAGGUCAUGGCAGGGUUGAGGGAACCCCACUGUGUGGCGGGGACUUCCUAGGACACACAAGGUAAAGACUAGAUGGCUACUCAAUUAAACAGAGUUGUGGUGUAGA